AUGGCUGCCAACGAACAUGAUACCGACGCUAAUUUUGGUGCCAUAGGGUUAAGUUCAUCAUCUCUGCUGUAUGAAACUUAUGGACACCCUGCACAGUUUCGUAUGGCUGCCAACAACGAACAUGAAAUCGGCACUAAUUUUAGUGCCAUGCAGAAUGCUUGGCUAACUCACUCCCAUGAAGAAGAAGAAGUGCGGAGAUUGUGGUGCACUGUUGUGGCGGCUGUGUGGGAAAGUGCGUGCGUGGUGCGCUUUUUCAAUAAAAAGUGA
Molecule: messenger RNA, 267 nt
Organism: Prunus armeniaca (apricot)
Lineage: Eukaryota; Viridiplantae; Streptophyta; Magnoliopsida; Rosales; Rosaceae
Source: the annotation of a GenBank genome assembly